Cannabis sativa is the source of this 1030-nucleotide messenger RNA. RefSeq lists its product as uncharacterized. Gene Ontology annotation, molecular function: acyltransferase activity, transferring groups other than amino-acyl groups. Bases 155 to 688 code for a protein of 177 amino acids. The record is from RefSeq and is a predicted model, not a curated record. Lineage: Eukaryota; Viridiplantae; Streptophyta; Magnoliopsida; Rosales; Cannabaceae. The transcript has a single exon.
UGAAUGAGUUCAAAUAACCAUUUCAUAAUUUCUCUGAAUUGUUCUCUCACUCAGUCUUUCGUUUUCUUUAUUAAUUUUCUUCAAAGCUUCUCAAGUACAUACCAAACAAAAACAAUUAAUUUAGACUAAUUAAAUUUCCAAUUAAACAUCACAUAUGAACCUAUCAAAAAUCACACUCCGUCCAUUCAAACUAACGGACGUGGAUGAUUUGAUGAUAUAUGCAGGUGAUGAUCAAGUGACUCGACACCUUCGACGAAAAACUUUGACCUCCAAAGAUGAAGCAUUGACUUUCUUAAAACAUGUUUGUAACCCUCAUUAUCACCAUUGGCACCGCUCUAUAUGCAUUGAUGACCGUUCGAUCGGCUACAUCUCAGCUUUACCGGGUAGUGGUGAGAGCAUGUUCAAGGCCGAGAUGAGCGCUGGCGCGGCCGCCGAGUAUUGGGGCCAAGGAGUGGUCACCAAGGCCAUGAAAAUAGCAGUUGAUCAACUAUUCAAGGACUUUCCUCACUUGGUAAGGCUCGAAGGUUUUGUUGAUGUGAAAAAUACGGCCUGUCAAAAGGUUAUGGACAAAGUUGGGUUUCGAAAAGAAGGUCUUCUUAGGAGUCAUUAUUUUCUUAAAGGAAGACUUGGAGAUUAUUUUAUUUAUAGUAUUUUAGCCACUGAUUUUCUUCCUGUCUCAAAGUUAUAACUAUAUGUAAUACUAUUAUUGUUAUAAAAUAAAGUGUAAUAAGUAUGCCACUACUUCUCAGUCUUUGUAAUAAUUUUAUUCCGUGUUGUGUAGGAUGCAAUAUAAGAGUCCCACAUUGGAAAAGUAUAGAAAUGGGUUGAAGAAUUGGAUGUAUAGAUAGAAAAAAUGGAAACUGAUUAACAUACUUACCUGGACGGGGUUAAUGGGUGAUCAAGAAGGCCCAUAGCCUGAGCUGGUGACCUCCAUUGCACUUAGGAGGGGUGCCUGCUUAUGGUCUCCCCAAGUGGGAGAGCCAACGUCAUAAUUUGUGUUAGCGGGGGCCUGCGUUCGCGCGGCCCCUCU